AUUGUCUCCAGAUGGGGUAGCAGGUGAGGUGAAAUGCCUGGUCCACGGCUCCAGCACUAAUACCAGCCAGAACCAGGAUCGCAAACCAGUUCCAUCCGGCUCCCAAACCUUGCUGACCCACCAUCUGUGACGAGGCACGUGGUUGUGUUUCCAGGCGAAGUCCACUUUGUCAAGUUUUGUGAGUCUGACCUGCCAAGUUUUCCAGUUUUCACUUGUGACUUAUUCUGUUCUGGAUACUCUGGUCUUCCCUUGGCCUGAAUCAAAGCAGUUGGGAGGUGAUGAAGGAACCAAGGUUGCUAAGAGACCACCUGUGCUGAAUGCACUUUGUUCUAGCAAGAGCAGCUGGAGAGAAAACCCAGGAGCAGCAUUAUCUACUACUACCCGGGAUUAAGUCAGGGAGCAGGAGCAUUUUGGAUAUGACGUGUAAAAACUGGAUAUUAAUUUCUACUACUAACCCCACAAGUCUGGAAGAUGAAAUUGUGGGAAGACUUCUAAAAAUUUUGUUUGUAAUCUUUGUUGAUUUCCUGUCUAUUAUCUAUGUUGUUAUAACUUCUUAGCUGACUUCCCUUACUUUACAUGUGAAUUUCAUAUUGAAUUACAGUGAAUAAAAUUUUGUAAUUUAG
Messenger RNA from Balaenoptera acutorostrata (minke whale), 623 nucleotides. It is a transcript of the gene MRLN, whose product is annotated as myoregulin. Bases 318 to 557 code for a protein of 79 amino acids. NCBI's taxonomy places the organism in Eukaryota, Metazoa, Chordata, Mammalia, Artiodactyla, Balaenopteridae. The record is from RefSeq and is a predicted model, not a curated record. The transcript has 3 exons.